UCUCUAGCUAGAUUUUUUUUCAGUUUCCGUAAAAUCGAUGAUUUUCUAAGUUCACUUGACUGAAUAGAUUUUGUCUUCUAUAAAAGCCCGAAUUCAUUUCCGAAAAGUUUGAUUUGAGUUUCAUGAUUAUCUGUUGCAGUUACGAUAACUGACUGUGAAUUGUUUAAUCUCCGACGAGUAAUUUCGUGAAAUUGGAGACAAUGAAGGAGGAGGAAAAGGAGAAACGGAGUUGCAGCACUCAUAAACGGAUAGGGGAGGUAGCUGGGGGUACAGCGGCGGAGUGUGCAAUGGUAUGCUGUUGUUGUCCAUGUACGGUGAUGCAUUUAUUGGUACUAGCGGUGUACAAAGUUCCGACGGGACUAUGCCGGAAUAUAUGGAGGAAGAAGAAGCAGGAGAGGCUUUUGAGGAAGAAGAAGAAAGAGGAGGAUUCAUGGAAAUCGAUGAAGAAUAAUAAAAAUGUUUACCUUGGUGCCUAUGAUGAAGACGACGGCGAUCGGGAGAAAUUUGACGGUGAAGACGACGACGGAGUACGAGAAGCCGCCGAUUUUGAAACGGAGAUGUGGGACCGGUUCUAUGGAGCUGGGUUUUGGAGGACCCUAUCUCAGAGAGAGGAGGACUUAACAUGGCAUAAUCAAAAUAAGUAAGGACUUAAAAUGCAAUUAUAAUUAUAAUUAAGAAGAAAAAAAAGGUGAAAGACACAGAAAUUGAAGAUUAACGGAUUUGUAUAUUGUGUAUUUUGCCCAAAAAAAAGUUGGGUACAGUAAAAAUUCAUCGAACACGAUUAUUACGUGGACACGCCGUUGAUUUUUUCUCUCUUAUUAUAAAAUAAAAAAAUCUCUCUUUUAAGAGAAGUUAUGAGACUUGGUCCAUGUGACCUUCACAAUGCUACAUUUGUAUAUAUUUUAUUUCUUUAUUUGCUUAUUGCUGCAAGUAA
Solanum stenotomum is the source of this 934-nucleotide messenger RNA. RefSeq lists its product as uncharacterized. The transcript has a single exon. The record is from RefSeq and is a predicted model, not a curated record. Lineage: Eukaryota; Viridiplantae; Streptophyta; Magnoliopsida; Solanales; Solanaceae. The coding region runs from base 201 to 644 and encodes 147 amino acids.